Molecule: messenger RNA, 981 nt
Organism: Hyphopichia burtonii NRRL Y-1933
Lineage: Eukaryota; Fungi; Ascomycota; Pichiomycetes; Serinales; Debaryomycetaceae
Gene: RPF2
Product: rRNA-binding ribosome biosynthesis protein
Exons: 2
Coding region: 1-981 (326 amino acids)
Biological process (GO): ribosomal large subunit assembly; maturation of LSU-rRNA from tricistronic rRNA transcript (SSU-rRNA, 5.8S rRNA, LSU-rRNA)
Cellular component (GO): nucleolus
Molecular function (GO): rRNA binding
Source: RefSeq, a predicted model, not a curated record
AUGAUUAGAACGAUCAAACCUAAAAACGCCCGUUCUAAGAGAGCUUUGGCCAAAAAGGAAGCCAAAUUAGUUGAAAAUCCAAAGAGUGCCUUAUUUGUUCCAGGAGCCACUGGUAAUAAAUUUUUACACGAUGCUAUGUGUGAUUUGAUGGCUCUUAAAAAACCAUUAACCAAGAAGUUUUCUAAAAAGAAUGAAAUUAGACCAUUUGAAGAUGCAUCACAAUUAGAAUUUUUCUCUGAAAAGAAUGAUUCAUCAUUGAUUGUAUUCUCAACUCAUAAUAAGAAAAGACCAAAUACAUUAGUGUUUUCAAGAUUCUUCAAUCAUAAGGUUUUCGAUAUGAUUGAGUUAUCAAUUCAAGAAAACCAUAAAUUGAUACAAGAAUUUAAAAAAUUAACUUUCACCAUGGGAUUGAAACCAAUGUUCACAUUUAAUGGGCCAGAAUUUGACACUCAUCCAGUUUACCAACAUUUGAAAUCUUUAUUCUUGGAUUUCUAUAGAGGUGAAGAAACAGAUUUACAAGAUGUUGCUGGUUUACAAUAUGUCAUUGCAUUAUCAGUUGGUGAAAUAGAAGAUCCAAACUCAUCUCAAUUACCUUUAUUACAUUUCAGAGUUUAUAAAUUGAAAACUUUCAAGAGUGGUCAAAAAGUCCCAAGAGUUGAAAUCGAUGAAAUAGGCCCAAGAUUGGAUUUCAAAAUCGGUAGAAGAGUCACUCCUCCUCCUGAAGUUGAAAAAGAUGCUUAUGCCAAACCUAAACAAUUACAACCUAAAGAAAAGAAGAACGUUUCUACCGAUUUCAUGGGUGACAAGGUUGCUCAAAUCCAUCUUGGUAAGCAAGAUUUGGGUAAAUUACAAACUAGAAAAAUGAAAGGUUUGAAAUCAAAGUAUGAUCAAGUCAGUGAUGACGAUGAAGAUCUUGACCAAUUCGAAGAUGCUGAUGAAAUCUUUGAUGAUGAACCGGAAGCUAAAAAGCAAAAAAUCUAA